CUCGGUCAUUAGUGGUCCAACCGGUAUUAGACCGUUUAAAAAUCGUUUGAGAACCGGUACCUAAUAAACAGCCAGCAUUCUCCCUGUCCCUUGCCCAAAAGGUGUUCCGUCUUUUACCUCUCCCUCCUAUCCUAUGGCGUUGGAAGCUGCGAUCUACUCGCAAGACCCGUUUGGUUACCCACCAUUAUUCAAGGACCACUAUGGUUAUGGCUUCCAGCAAGAACAAGAAGAAGAAGAAGACGGCGCCCUCGGAAUAAUCCUCGAGGACAAAAUAAUGUUCAACGAUUCCAUCGCCACAUUUUUCAACCCGUCGCCGCAAGAGGAAGCUCUGGCGGGGUCCACGUCUAUUGCCCCAGCACGGCGGAAGCGGCGGCGGACCAAGAACGCGAAGAACAAAGAGGAGAUAGAGAGCCAGAGGAUGACUCACAUCGCGGUGGAGCGCAACCGGAGGAAACAGAUGGCGACGGCCGAUGGCGUCGAGCGAUGGCGAACGGCGACUGCGGAGGGCGAGGCUUCUUCGUUCUUCCGUCUUCGUGUCUGGCUGCGCGAAGGAAGGGGGAAGAAAUGAAUUGAAUUAGGGUUACGUUUUCAUUCAGCCCCUUUCAUUUUCAUUUUUCGAUUUUUUUUUAUUAAAGCAACCGACCCAAAUGGUAAAAGCCGGCCGAGCGGCUCGAGCGGUUAACCGCUUCGGCCGCUCGCCGAUCGCCCCAAUUAACCACUCCGGCUAAAUAGCUGAGUCGAGCCGAUUUUAUGGCCGGGUGGCGGUUUUCUCGGCCGGCCGGCUCGACUCGGCUUUGACAACACUGCUCUUGAGGGUUUUUUUUUUUGUUUUGUUUUGUUUUUGUUUCACUCAUCCUCUGAGGUUUCAUGUCAAUGUGUUUGUUGAUUCAUUUAAUAAAUUCAUGGGACGGCAGAAACAAUCAAAACAAGGAAUUUGGUGGGACAGCCCCCUAUUGAAAUUGAAGGAGGAGUUGGUUGUCACGUCGGCCGGCGUGCCACCGGUUGAAACUGGUUCAACCGAUACCGGUCAUAAAAUCAGCGUGACACCAUCGGUAUGAUUGGUAUGAUCGAUAUACGAAUCUCUAAGUAAAAUGAUCUUAUUUUAGUGAAUUUAAUUGAUAAAAAUAAUUUUAUUAAUUAUUUUAUGAGUAUAAAAGUUAAAUAUUGAUGUUAUUUGUUGAAUUCAAGUAUAAAUGUUUAAGUAUUGA
This is a messenger RNA of Linum trigynum, 1208 nucleotides long. The record is from the annotation of a GenBank genome assembly. NCBI's taxonomy places the organism in Eukaryota, Viridiplantae, Streptophyta, Magnoliopsida, Malpighiales, Linaceae.